CAUGUUGGGAACGCGUGGUAUUGUGGGAGUGUAGGGCCCGCCAUUCGCUUGUCUCACGCCUUCGCAGCGUUCGCCAGCGCACCAGAGAGGAGACAGUGAAGAUCCGAGCCGCACUCUUCCUGCCAAGAUGUCUAUUGGUGUGCCGAUCAAAGUCUUGCACGAGGCAGAGGGCCACAUCGUGACGUGUGAGACGAAUACUGGCGAGGUGUAUCGGGGGAAGCUCAUUGAAGCGGAGGACAACAUGAACUGCCAGAUGUCCAACAUCACAGUCACCUACAGAGACGGCCGAGUGGCCCAGCUGGAGCAGGUGUACAUCCGGGGCAGCAAGAUCCGCUUUCUCAUCUUGCCCGACAUGCUGAAGAAUGCACCCAUGUUAAAGAGCAUGAAAAAUAAGAACCAAGGCUCCGGGGCCGGCCGGGGAAAAGCUGCUAUUCUGAAGGCCCAAGUGGCUGCGAGAGGAAGAGGUCGUGGAAUGGGACGUGGAAACAUAUUCCAGAAGCGAAGAUAAUUUUCCCUUGAACAGAACUUUCGGCCCUUCUUUUUUCUUUUGGGUUAUCUGGGUUCUUGGGGUUGGGUGCGUGUGUAUAUGUUACAGGUUUUCUUCCGGCAUCUUUCUCUUUAGAUCAGAGGAAAUGUUAAACUAAAUAAACCCGGCUGUUUGGUUUUGGGUUUGACUUUC
Messenger RNA from Tupaia belangeri chinensis (Chinese tree shrew), 679 nucleotides. RefSeq names its product small nuclear ribonucleoprotein D3 polypeptide (gene SNRPD3). Gene Ontology annotation, molecular function: RNA binding. Bases 128 to 508 code for a protein of 126 amino acids. Lineage: Eukaryota; Metazoa; Chordata; Mammalia; Scandentia; Tupaiidae. Gene Ontology annotation, cellular component: spliceosomal complex. Gene Ontology annotation, biological process: RNA processing; spliceosomal snRNP assembly. The record is from RefSeq and is a predicted model, not a curated record. The transcript has 4 exons.